Messenger RNA from Trichophyton benhamiae CBS 112371, 576 nucleotides. Its product is annotated as thioredoxin, putative. The record is from RefSeq and is a predicted model, not a curated record. The coding region runs from base 1 to 576 and encodes 191 amino acids. NCBI's taxonomy places the organism in Eukaryota, Fungi, Ascomycota, Eurotiomycetes, Onygenales, Arthrodermataceae. The transcript is spliced from 2 exons.
AUGCCCGCAUCAACGUCAUCCCGGCUGCCCCUCCGCCUCGCCCUCGCCCGCCGCUUUAGCCCUCGCCCGGCCUCCUCCUCCUCCUCCUCCUCCUCCUUCUGCUGCUGGCCUUAUUUAAGCCGCCCUGCCCUCCUCUCGUCCGCCUCUUCGCUCUCAUCCACAUCUGCACGACCACCGCUACAGACAACCACAGCUCCAGCUUCUACAAGACUCUUCUCUUCUUCCAGCGCAAGACUCUUCUCUCCCACAACCGCAAACAUGGUCGUCCAAGAGAUCAAGAGCCGUGAUGACUACAUGAAGGCUAUCGCCGGCGGCAAGCUCGUCCUGAUUGACUGCUACGCCACCUGGUGCGGUCCCUGCAAGGCCAUCGCCCCCGUCGUCGACAGGCUCAGCGAGGAGCACUGCGCGGAAGUUGAUUUCUACAAGGUCGAUGUCGACGAGUGCUCUGAGGUUGCUGCCGAGCUAGGCGUCAGAGCCAUGCCUACUUUCUACUUCUUCAAGGGCGGCGAGAAGCUCGACUCCGUUGCCGGUGCUGCUGAGGGACCCAUCGUUGCUGCCCUCGCCCGACUCAAGUAA